Ophidiomyces ophidiicola is the source of this 534-nucleotide messenger RNA. It is a transcript of the gene FAP7, whose product is annotated as factor activating pos9. The record is from RefSeq and is a predicted model, not a curated record. Lineage: Eukaryota; Fungi; Ascomycota; Eurotiomycetes; Onygenales; Onygenaceae. Bases 1 to 534 code for a protein of 177 amino acids. Gene Ontology annotation, cellular component: cytoplasm; nucleus. Gene Ontology annotation, molecular function: ATP hydrolysis activity; AMP kinase activity; ATP binding. The transcript has 3 exons.
AUGAGAACUUCUCCAAAUAUUAUAAUUACCGGCACCCCCGGUGUCGGCAAGACUGUCCACUGCGAGCAACUCGCACAGGAAACGGGCUUACGACAUUUGUCAGUUAAUCAAAUUGCGAAAGAGCGUGGCUGCCAUGACGGAUAUGAUGAGAAGUUGAAAAGUUGGAUUGUAGAUGAGGACAAGCUGCUAGAUGAGAUCGAGGAAGAGGUCCAACAAGGUGGAUACCUGAUUGACUGGCAUGCUUGUGAUCUUUUCCCAAAGUCAUGGAUUGAUCUCGUCGUUGUGCUUCGUUGCCCAUCAACAUCAAUAUUAUAUGACCGACUCUCCGGAAGAGGCUACGGAGAAGAAAAGCUCCAGGAAAACCUGGACGCUGAGAUUUUCGAGGUUCUCCUUGACGAAGCUAAAGAAUCUUACGACGAGGAAAUUGUUGUCGAGCUGACUAGCGAGACUGACAACGAGAUUGAGAGCAAUUGCUCGAGAAUUGUUGCUUGGAUCGCCGCCUGGAAACAAACGCACACAGCCGCAGAUGGAUGA